Messenger RNA from Ceraceosorus guamensis, 3720 nucleotides. RefSeq lists its product as hypothetical. The record is from RefSeq and is a predicted model, not a curated record. The transcript has 7 exons. Gene Ontology annotation, cellular component: endoplasmic reticulum membrane. Lineage: Eukaryota; Fungi; Basidiomycota; Exobasidiomycetes; Ceraceosorales; Ceraceosoraceae. Gene Ontology annotation, biological process: dolichyl monophosphate biosynthetic process. Bases 339 to 3605 code for a protein of 1088 amino acids. Gene Ontology annotation, molecular function: dolichol kinase activity.
CCCACGCUCUCAGCUGCGCCCAUCUGUCACCAUACAAUUAGUCCAUCGCCACCGCAGCAGAUACCCAUAAGCGCGGCGCACACCGACACCAGCAGCCGCUUCACGACCGACUUGCGCCCCACAAGCACGCCCCAUCGCUGGCAUGGCUGCCUGCUUCGCCGUCCGGCCACACACAUAGCAUUACGCACACAGCAUCCAGCACGUGGACUCGUGCGAUAUCAUACUUGCGGCCGGUGUAGAUGCUUCUGACUGGAGCAUUGCGCAUGCACAGCCACGAUGCCGCCAGCGCUGGCAGCAGUCCCCAACGUUCACCACAAGGAAGCCUUUCCGGCGCAGACAUGGCCCCAGUCAUAGCAAGCUCGGCUGCAAACGGUGGUUCACAUGGCGGCGGUGGAGGCCUUUUAGCGAGCGCCGACGGGAAGCAGCAGGAGGAGCACCACGAGCAGCAGGAGCAGCAGGAGCACCACGAGCAGCAGGAGCAGCAGGAGCACCACCACGAGCACCACAAGCACCACCACGCGCACAAUCACAACGCGCGGCCGCCUCCAGCAGUGUUGCCCAAGACGUGGUCAGCGGAGAGCAUCACAUCGCCCGCUGUUCAGCUUCCCACCUUUGAUCUCAACGAGCCUCGACACUAUGCGAGACGGCCCUCCUUACCAGCUCAUCACAGUAAUGGACACUUUCCAUCGGGUCCAGCAUCGCCCGUCGCAAUGCGUGACAAGGAGCAGCAGACCUCGCAGUACUACUUCACGGCAUCAAGCGCGACGGCAUCCAGCGCGACGGCAUCCAGCGCGAGACCGCAUACAAGCCAGCCAAAGCGACGCAGACUGAGCCAGCCCGUCAGCUCAUCGCUACAGAAGCGUCGUUCGAUCAGCAGAAUUCGCAGCGGCUCUGUGCUGGAGGAUGAUGGCGAGCGAGAACAGCUAUCCACCAGCGAGGGAGAGGCGUUGGGCGAUGCAUUGGGACGGCACAGACCGCCGCCUCGAUCCCCCUCCUUUUACUCUUCCACUGCCUAUGCGGCCGGGUCAUCGGGUCGCAAUGGGCGAGGCGAAUCUGGCAGCACCAGCAGCUCGGACGCUUCGAGCAGCGAUAGGCACGUCUUUGACUGGGAUGCCAAGAGGGCCGCGGUGCGAGAGAGGACGCGAGAUAGACAGAGGAUGAGCUUCGACGAGAGGCAGAGCAGCGCGAGGGCCAGGAGAUUGAACCUCACUCUGCCGGCCCGCUACGCUCCUGGCGAGGGCGAGGCCGCGAUGGCAUCGCCAGGAGCUGCACCGGGUGGAGCAGCGCUGCGCAGAGGCUCUUCCGUCUCUCGAAGAGUCGCCUCUCCUGCGCUGAGAGGAGGGGAGGAGACGGUCACUGGGCUCGGAUCCGUCAUCUCGCGCGGUCUGGACAGGUUGCAAGUGCCAGCAGGCUCAGCCAAGGAUGUGCCUCCAUCCCCCGUGCGCGGUCGGGACGCGACGCCACCAUACGGCACGCCUGCAUCUGCCGAUGCAGCAAAUGCAGCGAGCAGCAGCACUGCGAGGAGACAGGCUGCUGCGCGACCAAAGAGGAGGUUCAAUGUGAAUCCCGUCAUUGAGACUGCACUCAUUGUGGGCGCUGGAGCGGCCAUGUGUCAUGAGUUAGGUACGACUGGCAUUCCUAGGGUGCAGUUGCACGUCACGGAAUUGGCGUGGAUCUGCUCCUCUACGCUGCUGUACUUGGCAACGCGAGGCGCGGGGGCGUGCGGGUUUAUUUGGUCUACCGAUCAUCGCAAUUACAGACAAUGCGCAGAUGACGGAGCGCUAAGUGGCUUGCUGCUGGGACCUCUGCUGGCCGCGGCCGCACUACUUGCAGCUAUCCGGGAGACUGCAGGGCUGGCCAGUUCUCCUAAUGGAAGCCCAUUGCCGUUCCCGAAUUGGCAAAUCGAAGGACCUCUGCCCCUUGUGCAGCACGCUCGCCGAACACCAGACUCGCUCCAUCAGCUGGUCCUUUCGCGAUGUUCCUUGGUCAGUCUGCAAACCUUGACAUCCACGAUUCUGCUGCUGCACUUGCUAGGAACGAGGUGGAUCAGACGUCCGGCAGAUUUUCCGCAAAGCAAUUGGAGACGACUGGGGUCGUUUGUGGUGUUUGAAAUCUUCGUCACAGGCUUUGUCGAGCUCGUGCGGGAGUUGGCCGCGCGGAGCGGGAUCUCGUUCUGGACGGACUUGGCGCGCUGGGAGGUGUUCACCGCGGCUUUAUUCUAUCAGAGCAAUCUGUAUUGCAUAUCGCGACUCGCUCGUAAAAGCUUCACGCUGGGUGAGCUCUCCAUCGUAGCGGCUAUAGGCGUGACGCUCGUCAUGGAGACGCUGGGGUUGACUGUAGCCAAGGUCAUGCCUUACGCCACACCCUUCGUCAAGGCCUUUCGCAGCCCAACACCACUCGUGAUUUUCCAGUCUGCACUUGUGGUGGGCUCCUUUAUGAUCGGCUUUUUGCUCUCGCCACUGCUCUACCUCUCGCGGCAUUUGGCGCAAAAGCCAGUGCAUCGGCUGCGAUGGCCGCACAAGCGAGACCUACACCGGCGGUUGCUAGCGGGCUUUUUCUACCUCUUUGCCGCGCUGUACGUUGUCGGCGUGCUCGGUUUGUGGACGCGUUGGAUUCUGGGCCGAAGAGAUCCUUGGGUAUGGGUGCUGCAAUUUCUCAUCAAGGGCAAGCAUCCGUGGUCACGACCUUUGCUCGUUGCGUACUGGCUCGCGCUCGUGGCAGCAAGCGUCUUGAGCUGGCAAGCCAUCGUAGUCAGCGCCAAGCGCUUCAGGGUCGUGAGGAAUCCGACCGUGACUGCCGCGACUGCCGCGACGGCGACCGCGAGUGGCAGCUUGCAUGAGAACGCAGCCUCUGCGGCGCCCAACGCAGACGUGCCGAUAGCACCUUCAUCCGCGAAUACACGAGCUACCGCGGCCGGGGUGGUCAGAAGCUUGGGAGGCCUCGGAGCCAUCGGCAAUGCAGCUGCAAAUACCGAGACUGGAGGCGUGACGCUCAAGAGGGCCGCUACGCUGAGCUUGAACGCGCGCAGAAAGUUCUUUCACGCCCUGGCAGUCUUGCUCUUUGUGCCAGGCAUCGCAGCCGAUCCCGCUUUCAUGCACUUGGCCUUCUCGCUGGCGUUUUCUGCAUUCAUCUUUGCAGAGUACAUUCGCUACUACGCACUCUACCCAUUUGGCGCCACCUUGCACGUCUUUUUGGCAGAAUUUACAGACCACAAGGACAGCGGACCGGUGAUACUUAGUCACUUUUACCUCCUCACUGGAUGUGCCGGGCCGCUCUGGAUCGAAGGUUCGUCGCAGAUUACGCAACAAAUAGGCGUGCUCGUUCUCGGCGUCGGAGAUGCUCUAGCUAGCAUCGUGGGUCGACGGUAUGGGCGCGUGUACUGGCCAGGAAGCAGCAAAACGGUCGAAGGGUCGGUCGCUUUCAUCGGCAGCAUUCUUUGCAGUACCCUCCUCCUCCGCAUGCUAGGUUGGGUGCAACCAUUCAGCAUUCCUCGACUCGGCGUCGUCUUGGCUCUCCUCGGUGCGCUGGAAGGGACCAGCUCGCAAAACGACAAUCUCAUUUUGCCCGUGUACGGAUUCGUCACUCUCACGCUGCUCAACGUAUGAUGCAAGCACGUGCUCAAUGCUAAAUUUACAUGAGCGAUGAGGGAGCGUGGCGCGAAUGCGUGCAUCAAUGCUAGAUUUACAUGAGCGAUGAGGGAGCGUGGCGCGAGUGCGUGCA